GCUUGCUGCGGGUUGACGCACAGAUGGAGCGCGCGCUGCGGACUCAGUAGAACAUCACACGCACGGAGACGCAUCAGGGAGAAUUCAAGAGAAUCCGCGAGUUUCCUCCUCGACCCUCGCAGCCUCCGACAGGCCCAUGGAGAGCGGGGCCCCGCUUGUCCGCACCGGGGGCGCGUUGAUCGGAUGCCUGUGGCCACAGCUGCGCCGUUAGGUGUUUUCCAUUCUGGAUUAAUUGGUUGACCGAUGGCUCCCAAACAUGCGCUCCUCUGCCCCGGGGUCGCAGGGGUAACUGGGGAAGGAGACCCCCGCUCCUCCUCCUCCUCCUCCUCCUCCUCAUGGAUCCUGGAUGCGGGGAUGCUGGCCGUCCGCACGCCGAGGACCGCGCACCGGAGCCGGGCGCUGGGUGGGAUGACGGCCCGGUGGUUUGUGGCGGGCGGCGCGGUGCUGAUGCUGAUGAUGCAGAGCUGCUUGGCCGCUGACGCUGAGGGAGGUCAUCCUGACUCAGUGAGGCGGGCUGUGUUGCCUCUGGACCCUGCAGCUCCCUCCAACCUCUCAGCCACCCCUGAAAUUGGAGACAGGGCCGGGGGUGAAGACAAAGAAGCGUUGGACGGGGCUGACGUGGACGACCCCGGGGCUUGGUCCGAGGGCCGAGUGUUCGCCGAGGACAGAGCAGCGGUCUGGACUGAGACGGAAGCAGCGGUGCGUCCCGGAGCAGGUGGCAAAGUCUUUGCGGAGACUGGCAUUUUGAGGGGAGCCGGUGCCUGGGCUGAAGUUGGGGCUGAGUGGAGGCCGGUGGACAGGGAGGGGGGCGACCUGCCAAACAUGCCCAGGGACCCGACCGCCUGGCUGGGGGAGCAGGGGCUGCACGCGCGUGGGGAGGGCCGCAGAGAGCAGGCGGCUUUUUCAUCAGUCCUCACCAUGCUGGCGGAGACGGCAGAGUUGCAGGCUCCAGCAGUGGGGAAACCUUUAGGGCUGCUGUCUAAAGCUGCCUGGACCAGAGGCUCCUCUUCAUCGUCAUCCAAGACCUCCUCCUCCUCCUCUUCCUCCUCCUCUUCUGCAGCAAAGGCCUCCUCCCUGCCUUCCUCAUCCUCAUCCUCAUCCUCCUCAUCCUCCCCACCCAGUAACAGAAACAGUCCCACAGCCGGGUCGAACAACGUAACUCUGGUGGCCGUCAACAGCAACUCCUCCAACAGCAACGGCAGCUUCGGCUCAGACGAGCCGGUGAACAACCUGCCGGCCUGGGACCUCCCCACCGUCCCCGAGUCCCUCCUCUCCACGGUGGGCGACCACGACUUCACACUUCCCGCCAACGUCACCAGCCCUUUCUCCACCCACCACUGGAACACCACUGUGCCCGCACGCACCGGAAACACCUCACGCCCCACCACCACACCCAGCACCACCAUGCAGACGCCUCUGUUGACCACCGCCCCCAUGUCAGCUUCACCGGUUUCCACUGCGGCGACUGCACAAACGCCGCCAGAACCCACCACGGCUCCAAACAGCACGAGCCAGGACCUUGUGACCGGUGACGGCCUUCAGCUGACCACGGUAACCACGACGAUGCCCUCGACGACCACUCUGACUGUGACCACCGGUGAGGUGACGAUGCAGGCGGUGACCACUGUGAGUGCUGUGACGUUACCGCCAAACAUCACAGCUGCCGCGACCGCGCAGCAGACGACGAGCCUCAAACCGACCACAGAGGCCACGUCUCCGCCUACAACGACCACCACGACCACACCGGCCCCCACUACCACCACCACGGUACCUCCAACCACCACCACCACUACUACUACCACCACCCCUCCUCCCACUACUACAACUACCACCACCACUACUACCACUACUACUCCUGCCCCCACAACAACCAUGACCACUACUCCAAGUACAACCACCACAACGAAGGCACCUGUCACCACUGUGUUCAUAAUGGAGCACACGACUCCGCCUCCCACUACAACCACAGAACCUCCGUCCAGCACCAGUGCAGAGGAAGGUCCUCUACCGUGCAACGUGACCGAGAAGUACUGGGUCAGAACAGUUUUGUCCAUCGAGCUGCGCAGGAACCGCCUGGACCUGAUCCUGAAGCAGAACCUGUCCAAAGGGCUGAGCCACGCGCUGCAGCGAGCGCUGAACGACUCCACGGCCUCGGCACAGGUGGAACACGACGACUGCAGCCCCCACAACGUGACCCUGGUGUACUACGUCACCAGUGGGAAAACCGUCUACGUCGCCUCUCGGGUGGUCGAGGCGCUGAACGUGUACGGCUUUGACAAACUGCUGUCGGACAUCAGGCAGCACAUCCCGCUGGUGAGGGCGGUCCUGGUUCCCGUGGCAACCUGGAUGCCCACGCCGAGCAUUCACCUGCAGCUGAGAACAGUGCUGAGGUUCGUCGGCCCCACAGACAACAUCUACUCCUGCAGCUUUGUCCAGAUGUUGGAGCAGCGGCUGGAGAACGCCUUCGACGAGGCUCAGGACAAAGUGCUGGAGACGUACAACCGGCUGGCUGUGGAGAUCCAGAGUGUGUCCCAGGAGCCGGGCUCGCCGUCGGUCUCGCUGGUUUACGUGGUGAAGAAUCAGGACGCCGUUCUCAACGGGACCAUCUCCAGCGGCCUGCUCAACCAGCUGACCGCCGAGCUGGUGGGCUACUUCCUGUUCUACCCCCCCCUCGUCAUCGCCGAGCCCCUUGAAUACCAUAAUCUCAACACGUCGAUGGCAACAAAGAACUAUUGGGUGAUAACAGUGAUCCAGGACGUGGACACCUCCUCCCUGGAGGCCAACUACCAGAGCUUCGCCAACCUGAUGGAGCAGCGGCUGGCCGAGCUGUUCCUGGUGGCCGGCCGGCAGGGCUCACAGGCGGCUCGAUCCCGGCGCGCCACGACCGUAGGGGGCUACACUGUACAGAUGGUGAGCAUCCGUCGACUGCCCGGCCCCAAGAACCCUGCAGAGAUGACGUACUACGCCCAGCUGAAUGGAGCAGCCAUCACUGGAACCACUGCUGCCAAGACCCUCAGCAGCCUGGACUCCCAGACCAUGGCUCUGACGCUGGGAUACUUUGUACAAGUGCAGGCUGAACCCGUGGUAAAGAUUCCGCCCAGCAACCUGUGGAUCAUGGCCGUCCUGACGCCCCUCUUCCUGUUGAUGGUGGUGAUCGGCAUGGUGGCCUUCAUCCUGUGCAAGAGGAACCGGGUCAUCUUCAAAAGCGGCGCCUUCAGGUCGUUCAAAACCCGCUCCAAGACGUCAUACCGAAGGGAGGCCAGUUACCACCACCAGCCGGUCCAGGGCUUCGACUACGCCAAGAAGCACAUGGGUCGAACGGGCGACGAUGCCGUCUCCGUUACCAAGGAAACGCUGGUGCUGGGGCUGCCUGUGCGAGACGCUCCGUUGUCACUGUCCCUGGAUAAGAAGGUCCACCAGGACGGGACGGCCAGUAAGAGGCCGCCAUCGGCCGACAUUCACAAAGGAGGACGGUUGCCAAGCGAGGAGGACGGCUCGGUGUCGAGUAGCGGCUCGGCGAAGCUGAACGCCAGCAAGAGCUCGUCGGCCCGUCGGACGGCGACCGGCAGCAGCACCAAGAACGCCAAGGAGGAGCUGCACAAGAGGAGCACCAACGACCCGUACGAGGACCACACUGGUUCCCUGCGUCUCAUCACCAUCAAACCCAUGACGGCCCAGCCCACCUACUCCUACCCCUCGUCCUCCUCCCACAGUCAGGACUCUGUGGUGCUCAACGGGGACGCGAACCACAGUGGCCUGAAGCAGAAGUCGGACAUCGAGCAUUACAGGAACAAGCUGCGUCAGAAGGCCCGGAGGAAGGGGUACGGGGAGUUCUCGCUGUCCGAGAACGGCAGCCACGGCUACAGUCACCGCGACGCCCGGCACGGUCGGCACGACAACGGCCUCAAGGAGCCGAUGACCGCCGAGGAGAAGAGGGCCUCGUUCGCAGGAUGUCACAAGAGGUACUCUCACCCCCGGGAGCCCAACUACUGGAGCAGACAGUCUCUGAGCAGCCCGAGUCCAGUGGAGACGGAGAUGGACCUGCUGGUGCUGAGGGAACGGUCCAGGAGGGGAAUCCGGAACAACGGCUACGACGGCGAACCGGAACCGUUCGAGGAGACCAACGUGGACCGUCUGAUGAGCUCUCUGGGCUACGGAGGUGGAUCCACUGGCACCGGCAACGGCAGCUUGGGGGUGAAAGCUCACCGCGGCUCCGACUCCUCCACACUCAGCUCCCAGCCAUCCAUUGACGAGGUCCGCACGCAGAUGCACAUGUUGCUAGGCAACGCCUUCAGCCUGGCACCUCCGGACCACGACCCACCCUCCCCGCCAACCAACAGCCGCCACCACCACCACCACCACCUGGCCCACAGCGCCUACAACCCCUCCCACACCAGCCACUACAGCGACGGGGUCACCAGCGCCCCGGGGACCAUGAACCAUCCCUGCGGCGGCAGACAGAGGAGCGCAGGAUAUGAGGACAUGCACCAGUGCAGCCUGCCCAAACCGGGUUUCCGGUUCACUCAGCUUCCUGACAUGGGCAUCGGUUCUCCCCCGCCGCUGAUCCCCUCGAGGCCGGGACCGCCGCCUGGGACCUCACUACGACGUUCCACCCCCGAUGUUAGUCUGAAGCCCCGAGUGUCAGAGGCCUCCGACCUCCAGGCCCAACUGCACAACGGCGCCCCCUACCUGCCACUGUCCAGGACCCCCUUCCCAGCUGUUACCGUCGACCAGUCCAUCACCACCUACUCAGAGGAACGAGGGACUCUACCAUCUUUGCAUUUCACAGGAAACCCAAUAACAGCAGUCUACGCUAUAUCAGCCAACCACCCGGGCUACUCGGAUUAUUUCGUCAUGUCGCCGCCGUCCUCGUACCGUAGCCCGUCCUGGAUGUCCUACCCCCCGGAGCCGGAGGACCUGCCGAGGCAGUGGAACGACACGCCGAACUCACGUCACCUCGAAACCAUCUGCUGAAGACGCCCGUCCCUGACGAGCUCGGUGUCUCUCUGGACUGGAGGACCUGCUUCUCACAGAAGACCCUCUGGAGCUUAAUCAGCCCCCCACCCCCCCCUCCUCCUCCUCCUGGAGUCCGGCCGACCUUCUUCCUGUCUGAUUCCUCCAUCACCAGUGGACCCCCACCCACUCUCCACCUCCCCGGCCCGGCCUCCGUCGAUCCUCUCUCAGCCCGUUUCACCUGAAGCUCCUCCUCCGUCCUGUGAAUCCUCCACCUGGUCAAAGCUCCACUUCGAUCUCCUGACCGAUGAAAAUCUUCAGCCAUAAGAUUCUCUCUCUCUCUCUCUCUCUCUCUCUCUCUCUCUCUCUCUCUCUCUCUCUCUCUCUCUCUCUCUCUCUCUCUCUCUCUCCCCUCUGCUCCCUGAGCCCCCGGCCCUCACCGGCCCUCACCGGCCCUCACUGGGCCCCCGAGUUACUUCUUGUAUGGCGGCUGCCUCCUCUGUGGUGAGAGCCACAGAACAGCCGCAGGCCGCCAACACUGCUGAACUGAACUGAGGUGAUUAGAGCUGCGCCGCGCUUCCCUGCCUGACAACACAAUCGUGUGUGUAACCAGGGCGAGCGCGGUGCAGGGCGUCGUACAGUAACUGCCAUCUGCCCAGCACGCGGUGGCACGCAGCUCCUCCGGGCUGGACCAUCGUGGACUCAGGUCCAAGCCGGGAUCGCUGGACUGACUUUAAAACUGUGCUUUUCUUUUUUUUUUGAUGAAUCCAAAUUCCUAUGUAAACCUCCUACAGUUGGUUAAUAUGUGUAUUUUAAACUUAAGUGAGAAAAAAACAUCUAAAGUGAAAAAGCUGAAAAAAACAACUAACAAAAAAGAAACAACAACCUCUCUUGAGCCGUCUCGAUUUCAGUUUUUGGAUAUUCGUGUGCUUCUGUCUUUUACUUUUGUGCAUUGAUGGUUAUCAAUGGAUUCCUGUACAAAAAACAUGUCGUGAGUGUCUCUCUGUCACUCACCGUAUUUCAAGGCAAAAAAAUAUCGUAUAUUCUUUGAAGCAGAGAAAAACGGCGGCUUAGUUGUCUGUGGCUACGGCGGCAUUUCUGUACUUUUAAAAAGACUUAAUUCAUUUAACCUUUUUCCUUCAUCGGACUCCGGCGGUGAAAAACGAGAAUUAGUCACAAUGUUCCGUCGAUCAUCUGAUUACGACGUUUUCUUUUUUUCGUCGUCUGACCGCGACGCAGACCGGGGUCAAAUCUACGACUGGAACCCGACUCACGCUGUGCUGUGAUUCGUAGCUUCGCCAUCGCUGCUGAGGUCGUUUGCUCCAAACAUUCACAGUGCGAGGAGUUCUGGAUCGUCUCUGUUCCACAUGUGUGAGUGAUCCACCGCUGUCCAGAUGUGUGGAGGGUUCUUUAACACACACCUUAAACCACGCCCCUUUCUCUUACCUAUUGAAUCACCUGUGCUGGCGUGGAAUCGACUGAUGGACACACGUUUCCGAGUCUCUUCGCUCAGAGAACCGAGGUUACAAUGUAACCCAGUGAUUUCAGUUCUGGCUUGACUCCGGUCUGUGACGAUCAUGUGAACACGCCAGUAUUCUUAGAAAACAAACUGUUCUUUUUAACUUGAAAGUUGUCUACUGUAUUCUACUGUGUAAGGAACUUUGACUCUUUUUGGUCUCGAUGAAGGGGACGAAUAUGAAAAUGGCGUCGUCCUGUUCCAGAGGCUCGCCGGGCUCGGACGAGCCGUGUAACGAUUAAAUGUGUCCCUGUAUAUAGAAGAGGAUUUAACAAAGAGAUUUAUGCAAGAGGUGCUGGAGGGAAACAUUGCUCUGAUGCCAUUUUCUUCCUUUUAGUUCCACAUGGUUGAUGAUGGACUGUUUUUUUGAAACGCACACAUUUCAGCAUCAUCUUGUUCCACAGUGUUAAAACAGAGCGUGAGAGUUCCCAGAGGAAACAGAUGGAGGGUUCAGAGCGACAUGCAGCAGAUCCAACCCUGUGUUCACAUCAUUUAUCUCCUUUAAAGCUAAACAACGUAAGUUUCAGUACAAAGAAUGUCACAGUCUAAAUUAUAUUUACCCCUCAUUUUUUCUGAGGACAACUGGAAAUCUAUGAGCACAGUCUGCGUUCGGCGUCUCAUCGUCCAGAAGGUACCAAAGGAGAUUACAGCCAUAUAUUAACAAGACACAGUGUUAUGUCCCGGGUGGCAAAUAAAUCCCAAUGAGAGAAUAAUAGAGAGGAAAUGAUGAGGCAGGAUAGAAUAGAUAGGAAGUAGAGUUUAAAAUGAAAUGAGCACUUUUAUAAAGAGGCCAAACCUGGAAAAAAAGGAGCCGUCAAUGCAAAGAAAAUGCUGUUGUACAGCAUGAGAUAUUCUGGUUCGACAAAUGUACAGAAUGUUUUAGAAAUACUUUGAAAGCUGCACAUUCACAAUCAGAUUUAAAGAGUUUUUAAAUACCCAGACACGUUUUCUGAUCCCUUACACAGGACACAAGGAUUUAUGCACAGUGUUGUUUAAGGGAAAUGGAAGGUUUUAAUGACUUGAGGUGGAAUGUACAUUAUAUAGAAACACAUCAAUUACAGAUUUAGAUGUUUUUAAAGAGUUGAAAUUCUUAAAAUUUAAGAUGAAAUUAUAGAAAUACCAGCUUUGAAACGGGUGGUGGUGGUGGUGGGGGGGGGUUGCUCCUGGAACUUUGUGUGAUAGUAUUUCAAAAAUACAUAUUUAUGUCUUCAAAUACAAAUUGAAAAGUGAGAAUCAACUUAUCGAGUAUUACCUAAAUACAUUUAACGUGUAAAUAAGACAUUUGGUUUUCAUAACGUGUCGAAAGGUGCAAAGUUAUUCUCUCUUAGUUCAGGAAUUUGUUUUUUUUGCGAAUCCGUCUUUUUUUCUAAAUCCAGUUCUGCACAUGAUAAAUGUUCAGUGUGGAGGAAAGUGAAGGGACGAGAUUCACACCAGUGGAGCAUCAUCAUGUUCUCUAAUAACCAGCCAUCGUACUUCAGAUCAUGUGUAGAAACUCGUCCACUCAUGUUUUCUGUUGCCUCCAUGUGUGAAGAGC
Hippoglossus stenolepis (Pacific halibut) is the source of this 8003-nucleotide messenger RNA. Its product is annotated as KIAA1549-like a. NCBI's taxonomy places the organism in Eukaryota, Metazoa, Chordata, Actinopteri, Pleuronectiformes, Pleuronectidae. The transcript is spliced from 24 exons. The record is from RefSeq and is a predicted model, not a curated record. The coding region runs from base 244 to 4974 and encodes 1576 amino acids.